Messenger RNA from Pomacea canaliculata, 553 nucleotides. RefSeq lists its product as uncharacterized. The record is from RefSeq and is a predicted model, not a curated record. Lineage: Eukaryota; Metazoa; Mollusca; Gastropoda; Architaenioglossa; Ampullariidae. The transcript has 3 exons. The coding region runs from base 71 to 553 and encodes 160 amino acids.
AUCAUACAAUGGCCUGGAUGAAUGCGUGUCCCCAGAGUACGAUGUCCACAAGCAUCAAAAGUCAAGCCCCAUGUCCAGCACUUCGUCCAGUCACACCAUUCCCACUACAGUUAGCAGCAGCAACACUAGUUCCAGGGUGUCCCCUCCUCUCACAAACAAUAACAACAACAACACUUCCAGCGGCAACAACAACAACAACCACUCCCCUUCCUCCAAGCCUGGGUCGCCUGCCGUCGUCGUCGGGGGCACGUUCACGGAGCUGAAGCCCGUCAACACCAUGCCCGCGGUCAGCACUAGCGGCGUCUCCAGCGCCUGCAGCAGUGUCCCCGGCGUGCACGACGCUCCUCUGCCGUCGUUCCAGCAGUUUUCCAGUCCCCCCAUCACAUACAGCUCCAACCCUCCCAGACUACACCUAACCAGCCAACCACCCAACCAGCUCACGUCCACUCGUUCUGCUCAAUUUUUUCUUAUACCACUUCUGCCAAUGCCAAAAUCAGAUAUUCAUACAAACUCGCCUAGUAUCCCACUUCAUCCUGACCCAGUUUCUGUGUGA